GCCAUGGAGAAAUCCCUUGAAAGUAAAAAUGGCCACCUGGACCUGUUUGUCCGCUUCCUACAUGGCCUCUCUCUGGAGUCCAACCAGAGACUCUUAGGAGGCCUGCUGGGUCAGACAGACAACGGUCCAGAAAUCAUCCAGAGAGCCAUCAACAACCUGAAGGAGAUGAAGAAGACCAAUAUCUCUCCUGACAGAAGCAUCAACAUCUUCCACUGUCUGACGGAGAUGAACGACCACUCAGUCCAUCAGGAGAUCCAAAUGUUCCUGAAGUCAAAGAACCGAUCAUGGAAGGAGAUCCACUGCUCAGCAAAGAAGAGACUCUCUGUGAUUCAGUGCUCAGCUCUGGCCUACAUGCUGCAGAUGUCAGAGGAGGUUCUGGAUGAGUUGGACCUGGGGCAGUACAACACAUCAGAUGAGGGACGACUGAGACUGGUUCCAGCUGUGAGGAACUGCAGAAAGGCUCGAUUGAGGAGCUGCAGUUUGUCAGAGAUCAGCUGUGCUUCUCUGGCCUCAGUUCUGAAGUCCAACCCUCCCAUCUGAGAGAGCUGGACCUGAUGGACAACAAGAACCUGAAGGA
Molecule: messenger RNA, 577 nt
Organism: Perca fluviatilis (European perch)
Lineage: Eukaryota; Metazoa; Chordata; Actinopteri; Perciformes; Percidae
Product: NLR family CARD domain-containing protein 3-like
Exons: 2
Coding region: 4-540 (178 amino acids)
Source: RefSeq, a predicted model, not a curated record